Messenger RNA from Neohortaea acidophila, 1280 nucleotides. Its product is annotated as ubiquitin-conjugating enzyme/RWD-like protein. Gene Ontology annotation, biological process: proteasome-mediated ubiquitin-dependent protein catabolic process; DNA repair; protein polyubiquitination. Gene Ontology annotation, cellular component: HULC complex. The transcript is spliced from 3 exons. The record is from RefSeq and is a predicted model, not a curated record. Gene Ontology annotation, molecular function: ubiquitin conjugating enzyme activity. Bases 368 to 823 code for a protein of 151 amino acids. NCBI's taxonomy places the organism in Eukaryota, Fungi, Ascomycota, Dothideomycetes, Mycosphaerellales, Teratosphaeriaceae.
CCCCUGCCUCGGUGAGUGUAAGAUAAGCUUUAUGUCAUCGGAACAACUUCGCGUGCAUCCAUUCACGGCACUUGUCUACCUGAGUCACUUACCACCACAUCAACCCUUCGCCACCAAACACUUUUUCUCGCCGACGCAUCGUCAAGAAGUCGACAGUACUCCGACAGAGGCAGUAUACACCAUCAGCCUCAUCUAGACACUGCCACCAAGGUCCUCAGCCCGAAUCCACUCACCCGAACUCGCCUUCCACUUCGCUUCCCGCUGUCCAUCUCCCACCAGGACAAACCAGCAGAGCGACGAUUAGACUCAAGCAAAAGGCUUGAAGGAACGGGGAUUGAGAGCGGACUACACAGCACAAAAAGCAAGCAUGUCGACGGCUGCGCGGCGGAGGCUGAUGCGCGACUUCAAGCGCAUGCAGACCGAUCCCCCGGCCGGCGUGAGCGCGAGUCCUAUUGCCGAUAACGUGAUGACCUGGAAUGCCGUCAUCAUCGGCCCCUCCGACACACCCUUCGAAGACGGCACCUUCCGCCUCGUCAUGCACUUUGAAGAGCAGUAUCCGAACAAGCCGCCGGGCGUCAAGUUCAUCAGCCAAAUGUUCCAUCCCAACGUCUACGGCACGGGCGAGCUGUGCCUCGACAUUCUGCAGAACCGCUGGAGUCCGACGUACGACGUUGCCGCCAUCUUGACCAGUAUUCAGAGUCUACUCAAUGACCCGAAUACGUCAUCGCCGGCGAAUGUUGAGGCGAGCAAUCUCUACAAGGACAAUCGGAAGGAGUAUACCAAGAGGGUGCGAGAGACGGUUGAGAAGAGCUGGGAUGAUUGAGAGGUUGGGCUUUACUUGCUACGACGGAGAAGAAUAUUGGUACGAUACCACCUCGCUCGGGUUUGCUCGUGGGGAGGGUUUCCGGCGGAUCACACGUACGGAGUGUACGAUGCUACGGACACGUAAGGGCUUGGAUUGGAUACCGUGAGAGCGUGCUUGCUGGAAGCGACGGCGUUCAUUCGGAGGGAGUGGGACUGCUCGGUGGUGCUAGCAUGAACAUACCUAUCUUCCUCACUAUCACUGUGAGAUAUGCGCGAGCGAAGUUUCGGUAUCAAGAUCCUCGUUACUCUGUGCCGCCUCUAUGAGCCUUUUCCCUCUCAGCAGCCACGUAUGAACCAACUAUCGGCGGGAUCUCACCUAGAUCUCAUGUAAACUUGCCCCAAGCCAUAUUGAGUGGAGUAUCGCGGCACGUGGUGGUGGCGGUAUGCAGGGUCCACCUACUUUCCAAAUUCGUCGA